UGCAAGCCUGCGGUAAGUUGCAAUGAAUUUUAUUGUAAUUAUCCCAAUCAAAUUAAUUUCAAGUCGAAGAAUUUGAACCCCAAUACCCAACAAAAGCUGGAUUUUCCAUUGCAAAUAGAUAAGGCUGCUGAAGUUUCAGUUGUUCAACCAAUUCGUAUCGAAUUCAAGAAGCCACUGCUCGUAAUUCCCUGCGAGUUAUAAUCCACAGCUCUGCAAUGGUUAGCUAUCCGCAUAUUCAAAUCCGCUUCAGGAAUCCAGUAUUUCUGGUUUCAUCCUUGUUCAACGAUUGCAGCUUCAGAGAAAAUUCAUGGAGCUCCACCCUCACUUUGAAGAAGCAAUUCCAACUCAAAUACUGGGCUCAAACUGUAAACAUAAGAUCUCGAAGAAGCGGAAAAGCCAUGGUGUGCGGUGGGAUUAUGUUUCCAAUCGAUUCAUGGGCGGCGGACGUUGAUUCUCCGGCGAUUGCUUCGCAGCUCUCUGCUUUCUCUCUCUUACCUUAUUUCGGUUUCUUGUAUUUUAUCACCAAAUCAAAAUCUGCCCCAGCCCUCACGCUUUUUGGAUUCUACUUCUUGCUCGCCUUUGUGGCUGCCGCCAUUCCAGCAGGAAUCUAUGCAAAGGUACACUAUGUGAAAUCCUUGGCCAAUGUCGACUGGUUGCACGGUGGAGCCGAGUCACUGCUUAUGUUCACCAACCUAUUCAUAGUGUUGGGCCUCAGGAAGGCUCUUAGGGAAGCUCAACACCAAAGUGUCACUUCUCAAGUCAAAGACGAGGAGCAGUCACCUGUAUAGGUGAUGGAUUUACAGUUUCGUUAUGAUCCAAGAAAGAAUUAGGGUGUAACAGAUUAAAAUUCAACUAGAAUUUUUGUAACUAGUAGUGAUGUGCAGAUUGUCUCACCUUCACAUGCUACCUUGAGCUUCUUUUGCAUUUCUUUGUAUUUAUUUCCUUAUGCCAUUCAUGAAUGCACGUAGGUAGGCAUUUUCACAUAGGGCUGUGUAUCUAAAUGUUCAUUUUCCAGUUUAUAUCAUCUGCUGAAAUUUUGUUAUCAA
Molecule: messenger RNA, 1046 nt
Organism: Salvia miltiorrhiza (redroot sage)
Lineage: Eukaryota; Viridiplantae; Streptophyta; Magnoliopsida; Lamiales; Lamiaceae
Exons: 3
Coding region: 216-788 (190 amino acids)
Source: RefSeq, a predicted model, not a curated record